Molecule: messenger RNA, 4066 nt
Organism: Cygnus olor (mute swan)
Lineage: Eukaryota; Metazoa; Chordata; Aves; Anseriformes; Anatidae
Gene: GPAT2
Product: glycerol-3-phosphate acyltransferase 2, mitochondrial
Exons: 22
Coding region: 1676-3994 (772 amino acids)
Cellular component (GO): mitochondrial membrane
Source: RefSeq, a predicted model, not a curated record
CCCAGUGGCUGGCUAGAACUGGUACCAGUCUACCUCAGACGGAAAGCGCUGGUGCGGGAGCAGUGUGGGCGAUGCUGAGGUGUGACGAGCUCCUGCCAGGUCUCAGCCUGCAGCUCCGGGGCUCCCCGGGGAUGGAAACGAGCUCGAUUGCAGCCCUGCGGCGCGCUCCCUCCGUCCCGUGCUAUUUUAUUUCUCGGGGUGGUGACAACAUUUGGCCACUUUCGCCUGUGGAGGGAGCUGUGCGGCACAGGACACGGGGCAGCGUCCCCCUCCCGCACUGAGACCGAGCGUCCCCCCCACGCCGUCACAGCCCGAAGGCAGGUGAGGCUCCCUAGGGACAAGGACAGGCUGUCCCCGUGGCGGGGACAUGGUGAGUGCCAGCGUGUGCUGGCCCUGUUCCCUCGUGCCACGAGCGCCCCGGUGUACCCAGGCAUGGUGUACCCUGCUCGGGUCCCCUGUGGGUUCCCGCCAGGUGCCCGGGUGGCCGGGGGCAGGCUGAUGCCAGGCCCCUGUUUCCUUCUUUUCCCCUGCUAGAUUUGAAAAACAGGUUGUUUUUCUGCGUGAGCAAGUGCUCGCGCUCCCAUUGCUGCCAGGAGAAGCCUCACUGAGUGCUGUUUCUUGGAAUAAAAUGACUUUAAAAUCUCUGCUCCGAAGUGAAGCGGGGGUAGAAGUGUUUGCAGCCUCCACGGGCUGCACCGGCUCUGCCAGAGGGGUCUCGUGUGUGGGCACGUGAGUGACCCUGGGAUGUCCCCACUGUGGUUGUCACCCCGCUCCUCCUGGCAUCCGUGAGCCACAUUAGCACGGUUUACUUUUCUGCAUUUGUUUUUUUAGAGGGAGAAGUGUCCCUGCUGAUCAGCAGUCGGUGCGUUUGCUGUUGGCUGGUGUCAUGCAGCAACUCCUUGCUUGGGUUUGAAAAUCUGGGAUUGAAAAUCAAGGAUUAUUCCUUCAUUUUGAGGUGUAAACAUCUCCCUGAAGAGCAGCGUGGAGCCCGGGCUGCAAAGCACUGAGGGUUUCAGCCUGAGUGUCUCUCAGGUGUCUGGGGAGGGGAGAUUUGCAGAAGGACAGCGUUACAUCCCACCCUGCCUGCACGACUCUCGCCUGUCCUUGCCGUCCUGGGGAUCUCUGUGUCUUGGUGAUGCCAUGGGGUUGUUGGGUACAGAUUGGCAACUCCUUGCUUGCGGGGAGGAAGGUGUGGGAGGGAAAAGUCAAUUGUAGCCGUGCCGGAGCUGUAUUACAAAGAACAAAUUCUUUUCCCGAGGGCUUUUGGAGCGUUGGUUGCUGUUUUUUUUCCCUCCCUUUCUCUCUUUCUGCAGUAGAACAACUCAUUUCCCCACCAAGGAGCCAGUCCCUUCCCUUCAAAUGCCUGAAGUGGGGAGAGGGGCUCAGCACCUCCUCCCAGCACUCCGUGGGUCCCAUGCUGCCAUCGCCUCCACCCUGGUUGUGUGGGGAGAGGUCUCUUGGUUGCUGUCGUGGGGGCAAGGGGCCUCCACAGCCUUCCUGCACACCCUGACUCUCACUGAUUCUCUCCUGCCCUUUUCUCCCCAGCUGACCUCCACGGGCCGUGCCGGACGCUUCUCCGAGCGCUUGUUCCUGCUGGAGCACGGUGAUCACCCCAGGGUGCUGGUCUCACCAUUUCCAGGUCCCCACGCUCCUCCGGUGACAGUGGCACACAAAUAUGAAAACCUGGGUCUGUGAUUCAGGGCAGAAACUGGAAAUUUUCAUCCCUUUUCUGGGCAAAUACCGGCCGCUCACGGGGCGCUGCUGCCAGACCUGCACGCCGAGGAGCUGGGAUGGUUUCUACCACGCGCAGCUCUCCUCCCUCGGCUUCCGCAGCGCCGCCCAGGUGACGGAGGAAGACACCAGGUACCGGGGCUGGCUGGUUCGACGCCUCUGCUGCUUCCUGGCUGUCUGGGACUGGAAGGUGCCCGCCGACACCCCCAGGGACCUCCCGGAGAGAGUCUGCCGCAGCCGCAGGGUACGGGACGUCGCUGCCGGCCAGGCCCGUGGCUCGGGGGGGGACAGCGAGUCCCACCGGCGGUGGAAGGAGAAAGCCCUGGAGAUCCUGGCUGGGAUCCAGGCCCCGCUCUCCCUCCCCGUGCUCAGGUUGUGCAGCUGGGUCCUGCUCCGGCUCCUGAGCCGCCUCUUCCUCAGCGUACAGCUCCACCGAGGGCAGCUGGAGAUGGUGCUGAGGGCCGCCACGACGCCCGACGUGCCGCUGGUUUUCCUCUCCACGCACAAAUCCCGGCUGGACGGGCUGCUCCUCUCCUUCCUCUUCUUCUCCCACGGCCUGGGGGUGCCCAGGGUGACGGUGGGCAGCUCGAACUGCAGCCCUCGCCUCCGGGCCUUGCUUCGCUGCCUGGGAGGGGUUUUCCUGCCUGUGGGGAUGGAGCAGACAUCGAGCGGCCGGGACGGAGGGCUCCCAGGUGCUGUGCUUGCCUCGUACGUCGAGGAGGUGCUGAGGAGCCGGCAGCCUCUGCUGAUCUUCCUGGAGGAGCCCUGCGCCCCGCGGCGCCUUUCGGCCGCUGCCCGCGAGUGGCUGGCCCCCGUGUACCGAGCCGUGCGGGACGGCGCCGUCCCCGAUGUCCUCCUGGUCCCCGUGGGCAUCGCCUACGACCUGGCCCCCGACUGCCUCGAGGGCAGCGGAGCGCACGGCGCUCGGCCCCUCAGCCUCAGCGCCUGCCUCUGGGCCGCGUGCCGAGCCCUGCGCCGACGCCUCGGCUGCGCCCGCGUGGACUUCGCCCAGCCCUUCUCCCUGCAGGAGUUUGUGGCCAAAACCCUCAGCAGACAGAGCAGCGCGGGGAAGCCGCCGGAGGAGCUGCUGCUGCCCACCAUCCUCGGCACGCACCAGCUGCACAGCGAGAGGGCAGAGCCUGAGGGUCCGGCGCCUGGAACGGCUCCCGGCUCGGAGGCAGAAGACAAAAUGAUGGUGACCAAGCUGGGCCUGCACGCCCUGAGCGACGGCGCCGCCUGCUCCGCCGUCACGGCCGUGGGCAUCACGUCCGCGCUGCUGCUGCACAAGCACCGCCAGGGCGUCCUGCUCUCCCGGCUCAUGUCGGACUUUGCGUGGCUCCUGGAGGAGACGCUGGUGCGCCAGCGCGACGUGGGCUUCUCGGGGCAGCUCCGCGCCCUGGUGCGGCACAGCCUGGCCCUGCUCAGAGCCCACGUCACCCUCUACCACCUCGCACCCCCUGGUGACGUCCUGGUGGUCCCCGAGGUCUCGGUGGAGGCGCGCCGGGAGCUGAGCCACCACAGCGCAGCCCUGCUGCCCGUCUUCGCCGGCGAGGCGGUGGGAGCUUGCGCCAUCCGCGCCCUGCUGCUGGAGAUGCUGCCCUUCCUGGGGGCGGCCGCCUGCCCCUCCAGCAUCACGCUGAGCCAGGACGAGCUGCUCCACAAGACCCUGGCGCUGCUCCAGCUGCUGCCCCCCAGCCUGCUGGGGCUCCAGCCCUGCCAGCCCCUCGAGCACCAGGGCCAGGACGUCUUGGACAAGCUCAUCCUGUGCGGGCUGCUGGAGGCUGAUGAGUCGGAGAACGAGCGCUGGCUGUGCGACCUGGCCCCGCGGCCCUUCAGCAAGUGGCAGCCCUGGGCCGAGGUGGAUUUCACCGACAGCGACAGUGACAGCGAGGACGUCUGCAAGCGCUGCUUCAAGCUCCGAGACCCCGAAGGCUCGCCUGGCCUCCUCCUCUUCCUCUGCCGCCUCCUGAGCCCCGUGCUGGAGACCUACGCGCGAGCGGCGGCUUUCCUGGAGCAGCCCAGCUGGCCCCAGCCUGAGGCAGCCUGCGCAGGCGCGCUGCAGCAGUUCCUCGCGGAGAAGGACGGUUUGGAGCGCCCCACCCGGAGCCUGGCGCUGAGCACGCUGCGGACCUUCAAGGAGAUGGGGGUGCUGGAGGAGGCGCCGAGCCCCGCGGGGCCCCUUCUGCACCUCGCCCAACCCUUCCGCUCCUCCGAGGGCCGGGGGAAGCUGCGAGCCUUCAUCCAGCAGUUCGUGCAGCCGUAGCCCCCCGGCUACGGGGCGCAGCAAUAAACCCAGCUGCGGGCGCAGAGGGAGCAGCACCCUCCUCCUCGUGCG